AUGGCCCGUGGCAGCUGGGAGAGCUGGGGAAGUUGGCUGAAGAUUGCAGCGGUGAUGGUAUUGCUGUCUCCACCCACCUGCUGCUCCAACAUCCUAGUGGUGCCAGUGGACGGCAGCCACUGGCUCAACAUGCGAGUGCUGCUGGAGGAGCUGCAUGCCCGGGGACACAACAUCAGUGUGCUGCGCUCGUCCUCCAGCCAGUACAUCGCUGAGGAGCCCUCACUCUACCACUGCUUCACCAUGUCCCUGCAUGGCAAGCUGGGCAUCACAGAGGACCAAGAGAUGUUGUCGCAGUUCCUGCUGGAAUCGCUGGAGAUCCUGCGCGGGGGGCUGACCCUGACUGCCUUCGUGCGCAACACCCAGAUCAUCCGCAAGAUGCUGUGGGAGACUCACCACAAGCAGCGGGAGUUCAUCCGGCUCCUGUUUGAGGACGGCGCGCUGAUGGAGAAGCUGCAAGGAGCCGGGUUCGCCCUGGUGCUGACCGAUCCCUUCUUCCCGGCCGGUGUGAUGCUGGCCCACCACUUGCAGCUGCCUCUGGUCUGCCACACCCGCUGGCUGUCCUUCGGUGACGGCCACUAUUUGAUCGCGCCAUCGCCCCCCUCCUACGUGCCCGUGGUGGGCUCGCGCUACACCGCCAACAUGUCCUUCCUGCAGCGACUGGCCAACGCCAUGCACUACAUCAUCACUGUCAAGCUGGGCAGCGCCAUGAUACACCCCAGCUACGACGAGCUGUGCCACCGGUUCCUGGGGCCGGGCACCGACAUCGAGAGCCUGACGCAGCGCGCCGACCUGUGGCUGAUGAAGGUGGACUUUGUCUUUGAGUUCCCGCGGCCCACCAUGCCCAAUGUGGUCUACAUUGGGGGGAUGCAGUGCCACCCAGCCCGGCCUCUGCCGCCAGACCUGGAAGAGUUCGCUCGGGGCUCUGGGGAGCACGGAGUGGUCUUCAUGUCACUGGGCACCCUGGUGACACAGAUCCCCGCCGAGCUGGUAGAAACCAUCGCCGAGGCUUUCGCCCAGCUGCCCCAGAGGGUGAUCUGGAAGUACCAGGGCGACAGGCCGGCAAACCUGGGCAACAACACCCUCCUGGUGCGCUGGGCGCCGCAGAAUGACGUCCUCGGGGACCCCCGGACCCGGGCCUUCAUCUCCCACGGCGGCACCAACAGCAUCUACGAGGCCAUCUACCACGGGGUGCCGGUGCUGGGCCUGCCCCUGAUCUUCGACCAGUACGACAACCUGGUCCGGCUGGAGAGCCGGGGUGCUUCCCUGACCCUGGACGUGGGCCGCCUGGACUCCCGGCAGCUGCUGGAAGGCCUGAGGGAGGUCCUGAGCCAGCCCUCUUACCGGGAGGCCAUGGCCCGGCUCUCGGCCCUGCACCGCGACCAGCCGCAGACCCCGUUGCAACGCGCUGCCUUCUGGGUGGAGUUUGUCCUGCGGCACGGCGGAGCUACCCACCUGCGGACCACCUCCUCCGGCCUGCCCUGGUACGCCUACUACAGCCUGGACGUGGCACUGUGCCUGGGCGUGGUUGUGGCGUCCCUCACCGGGCUGGCCCUCCUGGCCAUAAGGAGGCUGUACCGAGCCCUGAGGAGGGUGAAGCAGAAACAGUCCUAA
This is a messenger RNA of Hemiscyllium ocellatum (epaulette shark), 1611 nucleotides long. RefSeq names its product UDP-glucuronosyltransferase 2C1-like. The coding region runs from base 1 to 1611 and encodes 536 amino acids. Gene Ontology annotation, molecular function: UDP-glycosyltransferase activity. Lineage: Eukaryota; Metazoa; Chordata; Chondrichthyes; Orectolobiformes; Hemiscylliidae. The record is from RefSeq and is a predicted model, not a curated record. The transcript has a single exon.